AGGCCCCGAAUUCGCCGCCCCGGUCGAGCCGCGAAAGCAGUUGGCUCAGAUUUGCAGAGGGCGCCAUGGCUCGGGAGAUCUCGAAUCCGCUGGGAGUGAUUGACGAGCUCUUCGCGAGGUGCACCGGGGACAAGCCGCCAAGUGAGUGGCAGGAGAAGGCUCACUUUGUGAAAACGCUCGAGCUGGAGAAUGAGGUGCUUUCUUCUGGGGGCAAUGGCCAGGAGAACUUUGCCCGGGUGCCGUGCUUGAACGAUGUGCUGGCGGAGGAAAUCCCGCCGUUUAGCCUGGUGCGGUACAGGUGUUUGGUUCAGGACGUUUUCGAGCCUGAGCUCUACUCCAUGCUCCUGCUGGACCGCGAAGCGCAGCGCUUUGUGACCACCAAGUACCGGGAGACCCUCCCGGGUGGCAAGGACUUACAGGAUUUGGGUCGCAACGGGCUGGGCACCCGGGGCGCCUACUACUGCGUGCCGCUGCCUGGAGAGACGCCCUGGGCCAAGGCCGCCGCGGCGGCCGGGCGCACGGCAGCGGCUUCCGCGGGCCAAAGCCAGGCCCGGACCAAGCGCUCCAGGGACGAGGACGUAGACAUGGCCGACAUGGAGCCCGCGGCGGAAGCCGCGCCGCAGGUCUCACAGAAGCCGAGGCAGAAGCAGGCGCCAGUGCCGACUCCUGCCAGGAACUCGGAUUCCUUCGGCCUGAACUUCCCAUUGCCCUGGGAAGAGGACCAGCGUGCCACCGCCUGUAUCGUGAAACUCUACGACGAGGACGCGGAAUCCUUGCGGCUCUGCGAGAGUAUCGAGAUCCUGGGGGUGCUUUGCGUGGAUCCCUCCAUGGCCAACUUGGGGGACGCACCAUCUUGGCCCUACGAUGCCAGGAG
Molecule: messenger RNA, 874 nt
Organism: Effrenium voratum
Lineage: Eukaryota; Dinophyceae; Suessiales; Symbiodiniaceae
Source: the annotation of a GenBank genome assembly